AUGUGCCCAUCCUGGGACUGUGUUGAUGUUGGGACCUGGGUAGAAGGACCCAACAAAACUGAUCUCAUGUCGGUAUGGAAAGGCCCCGCGGAAAAGUCUUGCCACAUAGGGGCCUGCAACCCUAUGUUCUUCAACCUUACAGAUCCCUUAGCUGACUAUUGGGAUGAGGGACUCAUCUUUGGCCUCCGUCUCUACGUCUCAGGUCGAGACCCAGGGGUUAUGUUUGCCAUUAAAAAAAUACCCGUAGCAGUGCUCGAUCCCCUAAUACCCAUUGCCUGGCUGGCAGGAACACCAGAUCCAUUGUUUACGCGUACUCCUGUGCACCCAUCGCCUCCCCUUCCUACACACAAGCUCCUUAGGCGCUCAUUACCUCUUGGCACUGCAAGAACCAGCCCAAAGCCCUUGUUAGCCUCCCCCAGCCUCACCACCAUAUUUUCCAUAUUAAAUUCAGUGCACUCCAUCCUUAAUGACUCCCAGCCAGAACUAGCCAAAAAUUGCUUGCUGUGCUUGAAAAUGAAGCCUCCUUAUUAUGUUGGAGUAGGCAUAGAUCAGCCUAUCCUUGUAGACUCAAGGCAUGCUUGUAAAAACGCUGGCUCCCCCAGAAUUACCUUAGGAAAUAUAAUUGGAAAUGGCUCAUGCCUUUUAAAAAUGGAAACAGGAAAGACCAGGAUUGCUAUGCCACCCGUCUGUGUUUCCAGUACCUUUGUAAUUGAUAGUGCAUUUUAUACUGCUCCCCCUGACACCUGGUUUUACUGUAGUAACACUCUGUAUCGCUGCGUGUCUGGAGCCGAGAUGCAAAGCACCUGCAUUCUCGUGCAAGUAUUUCCCCAAAUGUAUGUGCUGGACGGUCAGGCAGACUUCACUUUCAGAAACAUGCCAGAGGUAGGUGAUCUGCUCAGACGCAAUAAGGCCCUUCAACACCUGGUGCCUUUCGUGGUUCCCGUUUUCCCCGGAUUAAGUGUAGCAGGAACGGCAGCCCUAGCGGCGAGUGGUGCUGACAUUCAGUUCCUCACUAAGUCAGCGGACACAGACAUCAACGGCUUUCACCGUUCCAUAGAAACGUUAGCUCAAGAAAUGGACUCCCUAGAAGACGUAGUGUUACGGAAUGAAUACGGCCUGAGAAUACGUUUCAUGGCUCAGGGCAACUUUUGCGUAGGCCUUGGGAGUAGCUGCUGUUUCUAUGCAAAUGAAACUGGCAUUAUCAGAGAUGCCUUUUGGUCACCCAUAGAAAAGGUGAAGUCAAGAAGGCAUAGAAAUUAA
Messenger RNA from Echinops telfairi (small Madagascar hedgehog), 1260 nucleotides. RefSeq names its product endogenous retrovirus group S71 member 1 Env polyprotein-like. The record is from RefSeq and is a predicted model, not a curated record. The coding region runs from base 1 to 1260 and encodes 419 amino acids. Lineage: Eukaryota; Metazoa; Chordata; Mammalia; Afrosoricida; Tenrecidae. The transcript has a single exon.